This is a messenger RNA of Lymnaea stagnalis (great pond snail), 12507 nucleotides long. NCBI's taxonomy places the organism in Eukaryota, Metazoa, Mollusca, Gastropoda, Lymnaeidae. The record is from the annotation of a GenBank genome assembly.
CUUUCUCCUAAUCAUUACCAGCGGGAGUUACGUUUUUGUAAUCGUCUUUGCAAAUAAAUAAUUAAAAAAUGACUGCAUUUUUAGGUAAAAAUACGUUUCCAACUGUUUCUAUGUAUAUGAAUUAUCUGACAUCACAUGCAGUAGGAUUAUGAUAGAUUCCAACAGGGAUGAUAAACCUUUUAUUAAAUGUUUUAUACAGUACAGUACAGUGUGUCAGUGUACGACAGUUCUGAGUUGAUAGUUGGAUACAACUGGGUGAUUGUGAUACUGAUACUUAACUGUAACAGUCACGUUUCAGUCAUAGAAUACUACACUUUAUUGAAAUUUUUAAAAAUUAUAAUUAUCACCCAAUAGAAUUUUAGUUAAAAACAUGCCAUGGUCAUAUGAAGGAAAAUUUAACUCUAGUAAUAAGCAACAAAAAAAACAACAACAAAGGGAGUGAAUCCAAAACAGAAACUUUACAAAAACCCGUAAAUGACGUCAUGGCGCAUUUUCUUUGUAUUGACCAACCUUUCUAGCUCUACUCUAGUACUUUUUGUACAAUGAAUUUUUAAUGAGCCAGUUCCCUUGGUGUUAGUAUUUGUUACGCUAUUCGGACCCUGAUCUCUUGAGAUUAAAUGCUAUUCCUAUGUCACUAGUGGUAGUUUAAAUUUUAAAUAGUUUUUUAAUCCCAACCUCUCACUUCUGGUACCUGGGUACGAAUAUCCACUUUGUUUAGUUAAACUGAAGAAGUAAGUUUACAAAAAUAUAGUUCAUUUGAUUAUCUAUUAUUUGAUACCAAAUUUUGUCUUACCAACCCAACUAUAAUAUUUUAAAUGUUUUUUUUAUCACACCAACCUCUCACUUCUGAAUCUUGGGUCCGAAUAGCCGCAGCCUUACUGUAAUCCUCUGUACCAAGGUCCCAAAUCUCAAAUAGUAUACUUUUCAUUAGAAAGAGCCCAGCUACGAGCCUAAUAGCACCGCUGAUAAUUUAUUGGUGACUUAAUUGUUUACAUCUGAUGCCCUUUUUAUUUUUGAAUAAUAUAAGUAUAAGUAGUAUAGUACAUGCAAGUGACUGGAUGGUUGCCCAUGACAACAAUGUUUUGCACACAUUAAAUAAGAUAAUUAUAAUAUGGACUCUACCUGGUUUUUAAACCUCAAAUUGAGUCAAAUUAAAAUACCUGAUACCUGUUUAAAUGCCUUCUAAGUUCAUUGUAAUAAACAAAUUAACAAAUAUUUUGAUGUGAAUAGACUGAAUAGUGGUAAUAAUUAUUUCAUAAGUAUUGGCAUCUUCCGUCAUUGAAAAGGAGGGCAUGGUCAAAAUUGGGCUGAGUGACCUUAUGAUAAUCCUGGUUAAUCAUAUAUAACUAAUGGCAGAAAUAACCAAAAUCAAUAAGAAUUGGCACACAUAUGCAUUAAUAUAUAUUGUAGAGGAAGAUUUAAUAUGAAAGACAUAUAUUUUUAUCUUCUUUAAAAAUUUUGUAAGGAAAGAUGCCUUAUAUAUACCUAUGAAUUUCUAAUGUAUUGGUGUCAAUUUAAAGGUUUAAAAAGGCAAAACUUAAUUAGAAAUGUAGGCCAAGAUGUCCACCACUGGAAAUGUGUGGAUAAAUACCACAAUUAUAUGGCAAAAUAGUCCUUUCAUCAUUGAAAGAGCACCAACGUCCAAAAAUUAAAAACUCUUGAUUCUUCUAUCAUUUCCAUACAAAUUUUGAAGUUGUCUCCCUUUCUUUACCCUAUGUUGUGUAUAAUAGUGUACGGCAGGCCUAAACACUUCAUUUUACCAAACACACACAGUUGUCAACUCAAUCAACUGAGUUGAAAAAAGUGCAGGGUUUGCCUAAAGUAGCAAACCUUUUCAACUUUGUAUAUUAUGCACCCCCCUAUCCAAUUGUAAUUCUUAAGCCUUGCACCCCCUAGAAAUAGUUUGACUUAGUCUCGCUCUUACAGUAGAAGUAACAAUUCAAUAACAAUGAUGAUGCAACAAUGCAUUUUAAAAUUGGAUAAGAAAAGGGAAUUCUAUUUAUUUUUCCAUAGUGGUGUACUUUGCAAAAACAUGGAUAAUAUAUGUCAUGGAUAUUGCCUGAAUAUACUUUGGUAGUAAACUGUUAAAAGAUAGCAGAAUCAAGGACCUUAGACAGCAUUAUCAGCAGCAAUUCAUUUUCAUUAGAUUGCAUAGAGAAAGAUCAUUCAUCUCUUUGAAGGAAUAGAUGCUGCUCUUUUUUUUUUAUUGUAAAUUUUCAAACUGUAGGCCAAAGGCAUCAAAUGGCUUGCGGCUCUCAAAAUAUUUUAAAAGAUAUAGUUUAUUAAAAUGAAGUGACAGUGUAAAGUGAGUUUAGCCCUAUAAAUAAUUGCAGCCUCUGAGGGGUCAAUUUUUCAUAGGGAUGAUGCACAAUUCAAUUAACAAUAUCUGUUUCCGCCCUUUUGACUACAACAUGCUGUUAUCACUAGAUUACAACUUAAUCUAAAUAUCGGGCAAAUAUCUGUAACUGUGUUGCGCAGUACCGUUAUUAAAAGUAAAAUACCCCGCAAUGCAACUGAAACUGCACGAGGCAAGACGGCGAUUGCUGAUGUUCUUUUCUCUCUUCUUCUUUGGUGUUCUCAACAUAUUGAAUAUCUGAGCAAUACCCCAAAAUAAAGUUGCUACUUUCAAUUUUGCACUAUGCACUAACUUUUUUUUGGUAGUAAAUAUCUUUAUGAUUCGUCUGCUUGUAAUAUUAUUAAUAUGUAAUAUAGAAAGGUCAGCAUCAAUGAAGCUGAGUGAUUAACCUUGAUAUUUUUACCAUAUAUUAUUGAGUUAGUACAAUAUUUACCAGAUCACUGCACUUUGUUAAUUAUUGUAAUGAUGAUUCCAUUAUAGUAAAAACAGCAAUACAAGUACAAUGAAAAGUACAUACCAUAAUUUCAUACUCAAUUUAAAUUAUAUAGCUAGGCUUAAAUAAUAAUAGUUAUUGAAUUAUUUUAAGUUCAUUCAUAUGGCCUGUAUGCACUUUGAAAUUUCUGCUAUCUUAAAAUUAAAAUGGGUUUAUGAGAAAAUGACAUGCAGUUUUAAAUAAUGAUGUUUGAAGUAUAGUUUUAUUUCCAUUUUUCUUUCCAGAUUCAUGGCCAAGGACUAUGACGGAUGAAGAAGUAUCCAAGUAUCCUAAAUUCUCCAGCCUGCUAUUACAAUUAAUUGAAAAACUUGCUCUUAAUGGAGCCAGUCAGUAUAUGGAAAAAAAGCUGGAUCUUGUAUGACUUUAAACAUAUUUCAUUUUGUAAACUAUUUUUAGUAUAUGGAGAAUGACAGGGAUAUUUUGUUCUCAGUCCCAGACUCACUAAGUAAUACUAAUCAACUGAAACAACUUUAGCCGCAAUAUUUAAUUUUAAAAGGUCAUCACUAUUUCAAAGUUUUAAUUAUGAACUAAAGAAAUAAAAAAUAAAAUUGUUCAACCUUUCUGAUACCUGCCUUAAAUUAUGAAAUAUUGAUUUUCUAUUAUUAAAUUAAGUUUAAAAAUUGAAAUAAAUUCAUCUUCACAGGCCAAACGCAAUUUGCACCAAGCUCGCUACAGCUGGCUGAUGAACCACAACAGUUACCAUGAGCUUAAUGAGCUGUUGACUGAUUUAGAAGUAAGAGGUCAAGAAGGAACUCUCUCUGCUGAUGAAAAAAAGGUUUGCCUGAUAUUAGUGUGAAUAAAUCAUUUAAAUCAUUUAUUGGGAAUCACUUGGCACUCAUCCUCACAUUAGAUAAAAAUUAAAUAAAUAAAUAUCCCACCUCUUUCGCCGAGUGUUCUUUAUUUUAUCUUAAUAAAAUACAGUUUUAAUAAGCAGACAGACAUCAGGUAAAAAUGCACUAAAGAAAUAAACACUGACCCCAAUUAUAGUAAUGAUAGCAUAUGGGUCAGUGAAGAGUUAGGUUUAUUAUUCUAGAGAAUCUUUUUUUUUUUAACCUGGGAUCCUCCGAAUUCUUAACAUUUCUUCCCAACCAAAAAUAAAAAUAUAAAAAUUUUGAAUCAGUUUCAGGUCAUUUUCAGAAAAACACUUGCCUAUAAUGAAAUCGGCGACUACCUACAUUUCCCUUCAAGCCUCAACUCAAAGUCAACCCUUUUUGGUUUAACAGCAUCCGACAUUGAACGCCUCAAUCCAGUUAAAAGUGUAGGUAGCUAUUUGUUUGAGUAUAUAAAUGUGUAAGAAUGAUGGUUCUGUAAACAAGAGUGUUAAGUUAGUGCAUUCUCUGAAAUGAAUUUUAAUAUCACACAAGUUUUUUUUUCAUUUAUUGGUCAUGAUAUAUACCGGUACUGAAAGGUAUAAUACAUACUGAUCGAUCCCGCCAAUGGCACCAGCUGGACCUCAUCAUCACCAGGCGUGCACAACUAGCUAGCAUCCUACUCACUCGCAGCUAUCACAGUGCCGACUGUGACACGGAUCACUCCCUUGUCACCAGCAAGGUACGAAUAAUGAGGAAAAACUCGUACCACUCCAAGAAAAAGGGACGUCCACGUAUCAAUACCUUCUGCAUGAAAGACCCUGCGCUAACGCAGCUGUUCACAGACAAGGUGAAGGAAGGUAUCUCAAGGAUGUCCCCAUGCGUCACCAUUGACUCGAAAUGGACGCAUCUCAGAGACACAAUCUAUACAUCCGCAAUACAGGCCUUUGGCAAAAAAUCUCACAAAAACACGGACUGGUUUGAUGAACAUUGGGACGAGAUGAAACCUGUCACUGAAGCCAAAAGGAAAGCUCUUACGGCUUACAAGGAAAAGCCUACACCCGACAGGUUGCAUGCCUUAAAAACAGCCAAGUCACUUGCCCAAAAGGUUGCACGUAAUUGUGCCAAUACCUACUGGCUUAACCUCUGUUCCAGCAUACAGUCAGCUGCAGAUAUGGGCGAUGCAAAAGCAAUGUACGAAAACAAAAAGGCAACUGGCCCCUUGACGUCCAAAGUUGCUCCUCUAAAGUCCAAAAAUGGAGAAAUUAUCCAAGACCGGGCAGCACAGCUAAAACGGUGGGUUGAGCAUUAUCUGGAAUUGUAUUCAACAGUUACCACAGUCUCCAGCACCGCUCUAGAUGACAUACCAGAUAUGCCACUCAUGGAAGAACUUGAUGUCGUGCCCUCACAGGAAGAGCUGAGCAAAGCUAUUGAUAGCCUAGCUUGUGGAAAAGCGCCUGGGGAUGAUGGAAUACCACCAGAGGCUCUAAAGAGUGGUAAGAUAGCUUUACUCCAACCAUUGCACGAGAUUCUGUCCCUCUGCUGGGAACAGGGCUACAUCCCCCAAGACCUAAAGGAUGCAAAUAUAGUGACACUAUAUAAAAACAAAGGUGAUAGGAGUGAUUGCAAUAAUUAUCGCGGCAUUUCACUCCUUAGUAUUGUAGGAAAGGCCUUUGCCCGUGUCAUACUAACACGUUUACAGAGUCUAGCAUCCCGUGUCUAUCCAGAAUCUCAGUGCGGUUUCCGGUCUGGGCGGUCUACCAUAGACAUGGUGCUCUCCAUACGACAGCUCCAGGAAAAAUGCAGAGAGCAGCAGAUGCCACUGUACAUUGCCUUUGUGGACCUUACAAAAGCCUUUGAUUACGUCAGUCGCAACGGGCUAUUCAAAAUACUGGCAAAAAUCGGCUGUCCCCCUCACCUACUUGCCAUCAUCAGAGAGUUCCAUGAAAAUAUGCAGGGUACAGUGCAGUUCGAUGGAGCCAAGUCAGAAGCCUUUCCAGUCAGCAGCGGAGUUAAACAAGGUUGUGUACUCGCACCAACACUGUUCGCAAUAUUCUUCUCUGUACUACUUCGAUAUGCAUUCAAGGAUAGCAGUGAGGGAAUCUGGUUACACACCAGAGCUGAUGGAGGACUUUUCAACACUGCCCGCCUCCGAGCCAAGACCAAAACGACAGAUGUCCUUAUUCGCGAGCUACUAUUUGCGGAUGAUGCGGCUCUAACCGCACACACAGAAAUUGGUUUGCAACAACUCGUGUCAAGCUUCUCCAAUGCCUGCAAAGAAUUUGGUCUGCAAAUCAGCUUGAAAAAGACAAACAUCAUGGCCCAAGACACUCGACCUCCACCUAACAUAAAAAUCGAUAACGAAAACUUGGAGGUUGUGGACAGCUUCACCUACUUGGGGUCCAAGGUCUCCAACACACUGUCCAUUGAAGAAGAAAUUAACAGCAGAAUAGGCAAGGCAGCUGCCACAAUGGCUAAACUAAAUAAACGAGUCUGGCAAAACACCAAGCUAAUGGAGAAAACCAAACUGUGCGUCUAUCGAGCUUGUGUCAUCAGUACACUACUAUACGGGAGCGAGACAUGGACCACCUAUACAUCCCAAGAGCGCAAGCUUAAUAGCUUCCAUAUGAGAUGCCUGCGUCGCAUCCUUGGUAUUAAAUGGCAAGAAAAAGUGACUAAUAGUGAGGUCCUAAUGCGUGCGAAUACCCAAAGCAUGUUCACAAUCCUUAGUGAAAGACACCUGAGAUGGCUAGGUCAUGUUAAAAGAAUGAGUCCCGGCCGCAUUCCGAAAGACCUCCUAUAUGGUGAACUUGCUUCGGGAAAGAGGAAAACAGGUCGCCCACGUCUGCAAUUUAAAGAUGUCUGUCAAAGGGACAUGAAAGCAGCCAAAAUACAUACAAGUGACUGGGAGUGUAAGGCAAAAGACCGAUCUACGUGGCGCACAGUUGUCAAAGAGGGCGUCAUGGUAGCCGAGGAGAAUUUAAAGAUGUCUGUCAAAGGGACAUGAAAGCAGCCAAAAUACAUACAAGUGACUGGGAGUGUAAGGCAAAAGACCGAUCUACGUGGCGCACAGUUGUCAAAGAGGGCGUCAUGGUAGCCGAGGAGUGAAGAAUGGAAGAGGCUGCAGACAGAAGAGCUAGGAGAAAGGCCAAAACAUUUAGAAGCACGGAACUCGUGUGUAAAAACUGUGGUAAAGACUGUCACUCAAGGAUAGGACUGCACAGCCACUCGAGAAAAUGCAACCCAACCAAACGGUGACGCACCAUCGUCUCACGAGACGGAAGGAUGCCGAUAGAAUACAUACUGAAAAGUAUAAUAUAUAUCGAAAGGCAUAAUUUAUAAUGAAAGGUAUAGUAUAUACUGAAAGGUGAUUCAUAGAAAUUAACUUUCCCAGACAUGAAUGCCACAUUUCAUUAAGAGUCAAAAACUCUGGGCAAUAAUUUCAUUUUCCAAAGUUGUGAGAUCUACAAAUCUAUUAUCAUAACAACGUACACCAGUGCACACAAAUAUAUUAUUAACAAUAACGUACAGCGUUCCACACAAAUAUGCUAGUAACAAAAUAAAGUGCAUCAGUCCAUUAAAAAAGACUAAGCAGCAUCUGGAUGUUUUCCCUUUGUUUUCUAAUUGAGGAUUGCAAAAAAAAAACAAACAAAUUUAGUCAUGAUUCAACUAUUUGAUAAAAUUGGUUUUGAAUUUCAAAUUAGUUUUUACUGAACCCUAAAUUUUUUUUAAUCCUUUUUCAUUUCUGUAGAUAUUAAGUCUGAACCAGUGCCACAAAACUUAAUGAUUUAACUGUGCUAACUAAUUAUAAGACUGUUGGACCACCAUCAAGCUUUAAAGUUUACAUUUGUAUUCUGUAUGAUCAUUAUUAAAGCUGACCACAUAUUGUUUCAUUUGCACCAACUGAUUAAUUUAUCUGUGAAAUUUUUCUCUGCAUUCUACAUUUUUUUCUCAUGAAAUACCUUAAUUCAGUUUCUUCCAGAGUUCCAGCAGAUAGUUCUCCCAAUGCUAGAAGAAAGACUGAGAAAAAAAGUUGCCGAUCUUUAUGCUUUUUAUGAUCCAAUCAGAAGUGAGCUACUUUAAAUAGCCAUGUUAUUAUCAGAUGCUUUUAUGUCUUGAAAUUUUUCUAGUGUCUUUUUUUUACCAGUCAUUGAACAAUUUUCACCAUACAUACAGACCUGUUUACUCUUAAGAUUUUGGUGUACAAUGUACGAUUUUAAGUUGCAUACAUUAUAAAUAUUGUGUGUUUAUUUUUUUACUAUUAAGAUAAUGUAUUGAAUGAUUUUGUGAUGAUGUUGUAUGAUUUUAAGAGUUUGAGCGUAAACAGAUCUGUACAUAUAUCUAACUUGAUGGAGGCCUCCCUUAAAAAUGCAUAAUCUUUAAGGGGGACCUGAUGAUAUCAAAGGUUAAGAAUUUUUCUUUAUAAUAUAAUUAAUUUUCUGGAAUCUUAUUAACUUGCAGGUCAAGAGUCUGGGUCUGAUCAUCUUCUCAGUGCUAAGGCAGCCUCCCUACCUGAUCUCAUUGAACAAAGGAAACAAACUUUAGUUCAAGAGGCGAGGGGGCUUAAAGCAGACAGGGCGAUGAGAGACAGACAGUUCUGGUCUUACUACCAGGUAAACUGAGAGACAGACAGUUCUGGUCUUACUACCAGGUAAACUGACUGAAAACAUCACCUGUAUAUAUAAGGAAAUGUCAUGUGAUGGUAGCCAUUAAAUUAUAUAAUAAGUAUGACAGUAAGAUAUGCUGAAGUAAAAUGAAAGUGAAAGCAACUGAAGUUAUGGAAGAAUGUCUUGUGCAACAUUUAAGAGGCCAACAGAAAGAAUGUCUGGUACAACAUUUAAGAGGCCAAUAGAAAGAAUGUCUUAUUCAACAUUUAAGAGGCCAAUAGAAUGAAUGUCUUGUACAUUUAAGAGAUCAACAGAAUGUAAUAUGAAUCUGCUGUGAAAGGUCAAUUAACUGUCAUCAACAGCAUGUGAGAGCGUUCAUCAGAGUUUGAGAAUCAAUUUUUGUGUCAUCAACAGCAUGUGAGAGUGUUCAUCAGAGUUUGAGAAUCGGUUGUUUCUUCCAGAUGGACAUGAACAAUCACUGUUAAAAGAAUUAUAAUUAUUUCUCUAGAAACUGCUGGAAAGUUUGUCAGUCCUUGACACCAUGAUCAACGAUUUCAAGUUGGGGCAUCAAGCUGAAAUAGAUGAUGCCAAGGUGGAGUUCUUGACGGCGCGCUGCGAAGGUCUAUGUCUUAAAGUCAGGUAGAAUUGGUAAAUUAAGUCUGUGACUAAAAACAUUUACAUAAUUAUUAUAUUUUUUUUUUACUUCAUUUGUGUCUCUUUUUGUUCAUCUUCUCUUGGUCAAAUUUUAAAAUUUAUUUUUAUUUUACACCACAACCUUUCUCCUCUAUUGUAUUAGUAUAACUUAAUUUUCAAUUUCCUUUUCCAGAUUAACCCACCAGAGGGUGCUUUGUGAUACUUACACAGCUGAUGCAGUCAAAGCAUUGAAGAAGAUUGGGUAUGUCAAAGUUUUUAAAUGUUAUUGUUUGGUUUAGACAAACGCCUUCUUUGAAUUUUGUGUCGAAAGAUUUUUGUCUUGUUAAUCUUUUGUUAGUGCUAAGCUUAAAAUGGUGCACACUGUGCAAACAAGUUGUUCAUUAUUUUAUCUUUGAUCCAUGUAUGUGUACUGGGUGGGUGCUUCCCACCUUGACGGGUUGCACAAUUAAAUUCAUUAUGUUCUUUUUGUAUUUUUUUAAAAAAAAGGUACUGAUUGAUUUUUGGUGUACACUUUGGAGCAUGAGAGAACAAAACUGUUAUUUUGUGUUCUUGAUACUCUUGACAACUACCUUGAACAAUCAUUUGAUGGGGCAUCAAAAUGAUAAGCUGUUAUGUUGAAGCACCUGCUAUAUCUUUUUUUUUUUUUAAGACCUUUGAAUAUGUUUAACAGUGCUAAAUAUUUACUGUUAGCUGAAGAUAGAUAAGAACAACAGAUCAUGCACAUUAUAUUAGCAGAAGAUAGAUAAGAACAACAGAUCAUGCACACUCUUUUACCUCUUACAUAAUCAGAGCAGUGACUUUGCAUGUAUUCAGAGGAAUUCUACAUUUGUAUGUACUUAGGAAUUGUGAAUGUCACUCGUACCUCUUAUAUGAUCAGAGAUUCAGUUGUUAAAAUAACAACUAGAUCGACUAAAUUCCUUAGGGUGCAUUGAUUCAAUUUCUCUAUAAGGAUCUUUUCUGAUAAUCUAAGCCAUUGUUGUGUCGGAGGUUUUUCAAAAAAACAACUCAUCCUUUUCAAACUAAAUAAUUGUGAAACUGCUAGGGCCGAAGGCUUAACAUUGCCUGCAUUUAAUAAAGUUAAGUUAUACAUAGUAAUAUUAGUAAUGAGAGCACAUUUUAAAAUAUGCUACUCAAGAUCAAUGUCAUUACAUGUUCAAGGUUUCAGGCUGAGAUAUGAACAAACCUAUAUGAUUAAGUCAUUGAUGUCACUAAAGGAGUUCAUGGGAUGGCUGAUCGCUAUGCUAGAUAAAUACUUAAGAUGUCUUGUGUUUAAAUCGUUAAAAUAUGUAUUUAUUUAUGUGCUAAAAUUAAUACAAUGUAAUAAAACAAAACAUUUCCAUUAAUUUUUAGCAAUAAAAAAUCGUAUCUUAUAUAUUUAUUUUUAAGAGCUGAUGAACAAAAAUCAUCAGUAUCACAACAAAUAUUUCAGUUAUAGGAAUAGUCUGGUAACACUAUUGGCACAUGUUUUUGUGCGUUAGACGUAGUUUAAACCUUUUUUUAAAUCCAUUAUAUUAACUUCGCUUUUGUUUGUGGCUGGCUGACUGACUGGCAGAAUCUUCGGACGGUUAAGUGACUGACUUCCCAUCAAGCUAUCGAGCUGAAACUUGGCACAUAGACUCAUUACUGAUGACAAUACAUUCUUUCCAAUGUUCACCACCCACCCCCCCACCCGGCUCGAUAUUACAUUUUAUAAAGGAUUUAUAUGAAAAUUUUUGUUUUUAGAGUUGUUUAUUUUUCUUGAGUAAAGAACAUGAAAAAAUUGGGCAGAAUUUUGUUGGACAUGUUUUUUAGGGAGUAAUCAUUGAAAUUGAUGGUUAGAGGAAAAGAUGAUUGCCAAGUGAUAGUGGUACAAAUCUUAAGUCAUAAAAUGUUAGGGUACGGUUGGGUUUUGGAAAAUGAAAGUGGUACAAAUCUAAGUCAUAAAUUGUUAGGGUAUGGUGGGGUUUUGGCUUUGAUCAAGUGUAUUAAUUUUCUUAAGUUUUGACUGUUGGCAAAUUUAACCUUUCUUGUUUCUGACUCUCAUUUUCUCAGAGAUCACCUCCAUGCUGCCAUCAAGCAGAUGGAGGCAGAACUUACAGCCACGUCACAUUCCCUUCAGACUUACCAUGCUGUUGGGCCAGAGUUCAGAAAAGUUGUCCAGGAAUAUACUCGGCUCAAAAAGGAUAUUGAGAUACGUCAAUGGGGUCUCCAAGAGCUGAAAAAACACGGAGGGGCGGAGGGUUUGGGUGAUCGCGAAGUGCCCCCACAAGAUACCCAAACGUUAGGAGCUGGUAGCAGUGGCUCUACAAGUAAAAGUGGUGAGGGUCCCGCAGCCACCGAAGCAUCUGGUCAUAAUGAAAAGGGAUUAAACUUGAGAUCAGACUCUCCAAGACUGAGCAGCAGAUCAAUGAGUCAGUUACAUGAUGUUACAAGAGUUGAUCCAUGAGAUCAGACUCUCCAAGACUGAGCAGCAGAUCAAUGAGUCAGUUACAUGAUGUUACAAGAGUUGAUCCAUGAGAUCAGACUCUCCAAGACUGAGCAGCAGAUCAAUGAGUCAGUUACAUGAGGUUACAAGAGUUGAUCCAAUGAGUCAGUUACAUGAUGUUACAAGAGUUGAUCCAAUGAGUCAGUUACAUGAUGUUACAAGAGUUGAUCCAAUGAGUCAGUUACAUGAUGUUACAAGAGUUGAUCCAAUGAGUCAGUUACAUGAUGUUACAAGAGUUGGUCCAAUGAGUCAGUUACAUGAUGUUACAAGAGUUGAUCCAAAGUUGACAAAGAAAAGCAAGGAAGUGUAGCAUCUCUAAAGUUGUUUAUCAAAAAUACUGUUGUUUUUUUCUUAAUUAAGAAAAUGGUUGAAUUUCUGCAGAUAUUUCUUGCGUUAUCAAACAAUAGAUCAAGUGUUUCAAAUUGGGAUAAAUAUUACUAGGUGAGUCAAACAUAUUUCAUGUAAUUCAGCUGGGUUUUCUAAUUUAAUUUUUUGCAUGCAAUUAACUAAACAUACAACAAAAAAAUAAAUUAUUUUACAAUUUUUUUUACUUGCGUUUGUUUCAAAACUCUCAUUAAGGUGUUGAAUACAACAAUGGGAAACCAUUUGUUAUUUAAAGGGUAAAACUAAAAUAUUUGUAUACAAAGCAGACACUUAGUUCUUCUUAUAUGUAUGACCAGGCAUUAUUGUAUCUAUAAAAUAUAAGCCAGGCACUCUCGUGUCUAUAACCUAGGCCAGUGCUCGGCAAACUCAUUAGUCAAAAGAGCCAAAAAUUAGCUGCAGAGUGAUGAAAAAAAAUUCUCAUUGCCAAAUUUCUUUUCAAGAACCAUGCUUUUUUGAGUCAAAACCGAUUUGUGGCCGGCUGGCCGAGCCGCACUCAGGUCGCUAAAGAGCAGCAUGCGGCCCGCGAUUUCCCUACCGCUGACCUAAGCAAUCUCGUAUCUAUGACCUAGUCUCUCAUAUCUAUGACCUCGUAAAUAUUCUAAUCUACUAGAUUUUGCCAAGUACUGUGAUAAGAUAUUCUGGGUCUUGAACUGACUGAAGCAUGUACCCUCCAGAUCAGUCUGCUCCUGUCAACAGGGUUCCUGAGUGAAGCAUGUACCUUCCAGAUUAGUUUGGUCCUG